AUGGGAAAGUACUCGGUGUACGCCGUGGCCUCGGGCCGGAACCCCGGCCUGUACAGCUCCUGGGGCGAGACGGAGAGCCAGGUCCGCCAGUAUUCCGGGAGCCAGUACAAGGGCUUCCACUCCGUGGAAGCUGCGCAGGCGUACAUGGAGAGCAUGAAUGCGGUGGCGGAUGCGCUGUCCAACCAGGCCAUCUCGGAGCACCGGUCCGGCACUACCUCGCAGGUCUGGCAGCUGGAGAACCCCUCCACUCAGCAGUGA
Auxenochlorella protothecoides is the source of this 258-nucleotide messenger RNA. Its product is annotated as Ribonuclease H. NCBI's taxonomy places the organism in Eukaryota, Viridiplantae, Chlorophyta, Trebouxiophyceae, Chlorellales, Chlorellaceae. The record is from RefSeq and is a predicted model, not a curated record. The transcript has 2 exons. The coding region runs from base 1 to 258 and encodes 85 amino acids.